UGUGAAAGGUAAACAAAUGGCGCUCCGCGCUCCAAACUGUAAAAUGAUUCAAAAUGUAAGCCAAAUACGCUUAUUUAAGAGUUCAAAAUGCCCGGACAGAAGAGAAAAUAUAACGUUCGUUUUCCACCCGGACGCAUCAAGAAAAUAAUGCAGAAAGAUACAGAGGUUGGACGAAUCGCUACAGCUGUACCAGUCAUCCUAUCUAAAGCUUUAGAAAUGUUCCUCAGAUCUCUUCUCACCAUGACCUGUAAAAUAACCCAGUCCAGGAACAGCAGAGUGAUGUCCAUCAAUCACAUGAAACAGUGUAUUCAUUCAGAGAAGUUGUUUGACUUCCUGAAGGAUUUGGCAGAUCAGGCCUCCACUGCAUCAACAUCAGAAUGCAAAACUAAGGGCAAAUGGCAGUCACACAGGAAACGGUGGCAAAGUGUGUCUAUCAAAACCAGGUCACCGGAGAGGGAGGAGCCGCCUCAGAAAGCCACCAAUGAUCUGGUCAUCAACAGUGAUUCAUCCAGUGAGUCUGAGCUGUUCAUCUGCUUGGAAACUCAUUCACCUUGACCGGGCUUUUGAAAAGAUCGAACAAUCUCUUGCUGAAAACUGCAGUAUUAUUUAUGAAGACCCAACAUCUUUUGGGAGGGGGUGUUAUUGUUAUUCUUAGCAUCUGACUUCAUUUUUAAUUUGUGAAAUUGCUCUGUUGUGGUAUUAUAUUGACCAUGAAAUAAUUAUAUAAUUUUUGUUUUCAAGCUUUCCAGGGAGUUUUAAAUUCCGAUAAGGAAGAAAAUCAUUUGUUUAUGAUAUAUUGUGAAUUUCUUUGAGCAGCUCCACUAAUUUUCUUUUCGUUGGAUUCAUAAUUAAAACUGUAGUUUGAACUGUCUAAUGCUUAUAAUCUAACAUGAUUUUCUAAGUUGUGACUUAUGUGAUUAUAUAAUAUUUAUGGAUAAAGGUAAAUAUUUAUUCUUUUCUAUCUGUCCUAAAUGCAGGUCACUGGUUUUGUUACUAUUAUCCACAGAAGGUUGCAGGGUUCUUUAAGCGGCAUAUUGUAUUUUAUAGUAAAUAUUCUAUAAGGUAUAUUUUAAGAUGUCAAUAUUGCACAAUAUUGUAUAAAUAUGCAUUUUCUACUUCUCUAACCUAACUACUGUGAUAAAUGACAAGAUGAAGAAAAAAUGUUUAAGAUAACCAAGCAUCUAAUAAUAGGGUAAUGCAAAAUAAUGUCUGAAUAAAAUAUCUGAGGAUGAUG
Labeo rohita (rohu) is the source of this 1234-nucleotide messenger RNA. Its product is annotated as dr1-associated corepressor. Gene Ontology annotation, cellular component: negative cofactor 2 complex; nucleus. NCBI's taxonomy places the organism in Eukaryota, Metazoa, Chordata, Actinopteri, Cypriniformes, Cyprinidae. Gene Ontology annotation, biological process: transcription by RNA polymerase II; negative regulation of transcription by RNA polymerase II; positive regulation of transcription by RNA polymerase II. Bases 88 to 555 code for a protein of 155 amino acids. The transcript is spliced from 7 exons. The record is from RefSeq and is a predicted model, not a curated record. Gene Ontology annotation, molecular function: core promoter sequence-specific DNA binding; RNA polymerase II general transcription initiation factor activity; protein heterodimerization activity.